Messenger RNA from Mus pahari (shrew mouse), 3432 nucleotides. RefSeq names its product tweety family member 2 (gene Ttyh2). The record is from RefSeq and is a predicted model, not a curated record. NCBI's taxonomy places the organism in Eukaryota, Metazoa, Chordata, Mammalia, Rodentia, Muridae. Gene Ontology annotation, molecular function: intracellularly calcium-gated chloride channel activity; volume-sensitive chloride channel activity. The coding region runs from base 76 to 1674 and encodes 532 amino acids. Gene Ontology annotation, cellular component: plasma membrane. The transcript has 14 exons.
GCCAGGUCGCUUCCGAGCUGGGUAGUAGUAGCGGCGCUGGCAGUGGCAGUGGACCCGCUGCAGCUUGUGCAAGCCAUGCCGGCGGCGCGCGUGGAAUACAUCGCGCCCUGGUGGGUCGUGUGGCUGCACAGCGUUCCGCACCUCGGCCUGCGCCUGCAGCGAGUGGACAGCACCUUCAGCCCCGACGACGAAACUUACCAGGAGUCGCUGCUCUUCCUGGGGGUGUUGGCUGCCAUUGGCCUAGGCCUGAAUCUCAUCUUCCUCGCCGUUUACUUGGUGUGCGCAUGCUGCUGCCGGCGGGACCACACGGUGCAGACCAAGCAGCCCGACUCAUGCUGCGUGACCUGGACGGCGGUGGUGGCUGGGCUCCUCUGCUGUGCUGCGGUGGGCGUUGGUUUCUAUGGAAACAGCGAGACCAACGAUGGGGUGCACCAGCUGAUCUACUCCCUGGACAACGCGAACCACACCUUCUCUGGAAUGGAUGAGCUGGUGUCUGGAAACACCCAGAAGAUGAAGGUAGACCUAGAACAGCACCUGGCCCGGCUCAGCGAGAUCUUUGCUGCCCGGGGCGACUACAUCCAGACCCUGAAGUUUAUGCACCAGAUGGCAGGCAAUAUCGUCAGCCAGCUCUCGGGGCUGCCCGUGUGGAGGGAGGUCACCAUGCAGCUGACGGAGCUGUCCCACCAGACUGCCUAUGUGGAAUACUACAGGUGGCUGUCCUACCUCCUGCUUUUCAUCCUGGAUCUGGUCAUCUGCCUUGUCACCUGCCUGGGACUGGCUAGGCGUUCCAAGUGUCUCCUAGCCUCCAUGCUGUGCUGCGGAAUACUGACCCUGAUCCUUAGCUGGGCUUCUCUGGCUGCUGAUGCUGCUGCAGCAGUGGGCACCAGUGACUUCUGCAUGGCUCCUGACAUCUACAUCCUGAACAACACACAGAGCCAGAUCAGCUCAGAGGUGACCCGGUACUACCUCCAUUGCAGUCAGAGCCUAAUCAGUCCCUUCCAGCAGUCACUGACCACCUUCCAGCGCUCAUUGACCACCAUGCAGAUCCAGGUUGGAGGCCUGCUGCAGUUUGCCGUGCCCCUCUUCCCUACAGCAGAGAAAGACCUUCUUGGCAUCCAGUUUCUGCUCAACAACUCCGAGACCAGCCUGCACCAGUUGACCGCCAUGUUGGAUUGCCGAGGGCUGCACAAGGACUACCUGGAUGCCCUCACUGGCAUCUGCUAUGAUGGCAUUGAGGGCCUGCUCUUCCUUGGUCUCUUCUCCCUCUUGGCUGCCCUGGCUUUCUCCACCCUGACCUGUGCCGGACCUCGUGCCUGGAAACACUUCAUCAACAGGGACAGAGACUAUGAUGACAUCGACGAUGAUGACCCUUUCAACCCCCAAGCUCGGCGCAUCGCGGCCCAUAACCCCACGAGGGGGCAACUGCACAGUUUCUGCAGCUACAGCAGCGGCCUUGGCAGCCAGUGCAGCCUUCAGCCUCCCUCCCAGACCAUCUCCAAUGCCCCAGUCUCUGAGUACAUGAACCAGGCCAUACUCUUUGGUGGGAACCCACGAUACGAGAAUGUGCCACUCAUCGGGAGAGGUUCCCCUCCGCCCACAUACUCUCCCAGCAUGAGGGCCACCUACAUGUCUGUGGCGGAUGAACACCUGAGACACUACGAGUUCCCGUCCUAGGGGUUUUGAAGGUACCUGCCUCUCCUGCCAACUCGGUUCUCAGCAGAUGCAGAACUCAGCUGUGUUUCUGGAAUAGAAACCGAAGGUUCCUGCACAAGAACAGGCUCCUGUGGCUGCAGAGACACAGCUGGGACUCCUGACCAAAGCCACAGGUGGAUGUGAGGCCUGUGACUGGACCAGCCUCUCCAGCCUUAACUCCCCAGGACUCAGCCGUUGUCCCUGAGGCCCACCUUAAGUCCCACCCUCAGCAGAUGAAAAAUGGCAGUUGAGGAGGGGACCACCAGCUUGAGAGCCCUUUUCUCUCAAGGCCCUGCCACCGGGCUCCUACCUCUUGUUAGCGUGGCCCUAACUAAGUCCAAGCCACACUUUCCAGUUACUUUGUCCUCCGUUUCUAGCUGGUGGCAAUUGGAGGUGUGCUAGGAGAACACCUGGUCCAGGAUCCAUAUUCUAGGACCACAGGGACUCUGCCUAGAUCCCAGAAGGACAGCAUCAAGAGAUCUCCCCAGAGGGGAUGGGUGGCUUCAAUCUGGGCACUGCAGCCUGGCGACCAUGGGCAGACAUAUGGGAGAAAGCCUGCAAUUCUCUAACCUCCACCAGCCACCCCCAUUCUGGAACCAGGUGUCAGCUGCAGGUGGGAACAGUCUCAGGUAUGAACAGGCGCUUUGAAAGCAACUGAACUCGUUCCUGGUGUUUUAAAAACAUAUUGAUGAUCCAAAGACUCACGCCUCCCUCACAGGCAUGGCCAUUUCUUGCAAUAGACUCAGGCUCAGUUGGGUUUUAUAUCUGAUGUUCUACUGUGGCUCUCACACAAGGUCUGGAGGAGAGGCUCAAGGAGUGGGCUGUGGGGUUUUUUGGGUUUUGUUUUGCUGCGGUCUCAUUAUAUAUCCUGACUGGCCCUGGCCUAGAACUCACAGAGACUUGCCUGCCUCUGCCUCCAGAGUACUGGGCUCAAAGGCGUGUGCUACCACACCACAUCAGGCCGGGAGCAGAUUUGCUUUGAAUUUUUUCGAGACAGGGUUUCUCUGUGUAGCCCUGGCUUGUCCUGGAACUCACUCUGUAGACCCGACUAACCUCAAAUUCAAAGAUCAUCCGCCUCUGCCUUGAGAGUGCCGGGAUUAAAGGGUGCGCCAUGAUGCCGCGUCCUGGUCUUUUCUUUCUUUCUUUUUUUUUUAAAUAAGAUAAAAUAUCAGUGAGAUAUUCUGCCCCACACGGCUAGAGAAGGCUAUCUGGAGCCUUGUGAAGGGAAAGACAGGAUAGCUAAGAAGGCUGAGGGACUUUAUUCUGAGGAACAGCCACUUCUGGCCAGGAGAAAAAUAAUGACCCCUGUCCUGCCUGCCAAGGGACAGGUUAGGGGUCUUUGGUGCUUCCAACCUCUGACCAACCCAGAGUACACUACACACCGAAGUCCCGUGGCCUUGUACAGCCAAGUGAGACCCAGCUGAUGGUGCGGGAUGGGGAUGUGUCCAUUUCAGAAGAGCCACAUUGUCAUUGUACUGGAAGCUCCUGGCCAAGCCACCGGCAUCACUGUGUCUCCCAUUAACCUGUGCAUACUGUGAGCUACCUGUGUAUGCCUGUGUCCUGUGCAGGCUCGGAGCUUUGGCCUCAGGCCUUGCUUCUGAUGUUUCCUCUGCAGCAGCUGAAGGACUUUUUAAUGCAUGUACACUAAACUAAAACUCCUCCAGGUUCUACAAGAGUUGGGUGGGCAAACCUCUGCUUGAUCCAUGUUCGCCCUCCCCUGAAAUAAACCACUUCCCUUAA